CAUCAAAACCGGCGGCCAAAAUUAAUAUGCUUUCAUUGUUGACCUCAAUCGGAGCAAUCGUUUGUUACAGAUCAUAAAAAUUGAGCUGUUUCAUGAAUGGGAAAUUAAUCGUACCUCCCCGGCCCAUCAGCGCGCAGAGGUUUUUUAAUCACAUAAAAUGGGAGGAGUCAAAAUAAUGCAUAUUCAAUAGUAUGCGCCAACCUUAAGCGCAAAACAACUCCGCCAGACAAGGCGGCGAAAAUGGAAAAGGAUUUCGCGGGGAUUCCAGUUUUGCGGCAUAAAUGGAUGGAUUUAAGCCGAUUUGUCAUUUAAAUAUACCACCUGCUUUAAACGAAGUGUCGAGACAAGAGACCAUAAUCAUGGUUUGAUAAGGUGUUUUGGUUAAGUGCAUCACAAGAAGCCAACCAAUCGGGGGCAACUACAUUGUAGUAGAUUGUUCCUAUUCUGUCCUGCCAGCAAGCCAUGAGUACAGUUGGUAGCAACGAAUCCACUACAAAGAUGCCAACUGGAUCCUCAAGAAGAAAAGCCAGGGUGCCUCACCACAUAACGAGGCAGCCCUUAGUAGUCGAAGAUGAAGUCAUAGUCUCUGACAUUGAGGAUGCGAUGGACAUAGACCCUUCAUCGUUUGAUCCUGGUACCCCAAGUACAAGCAGUGAGGCAGUGUGCAAUGGGGCGGGUACCGGUGAUGAUAGUACCAGGGAAGAGGAGGAGGUCAAGGACAAAGAGGAGCCUGUUCUCCCAGAGGGAACAGUGAUUGUUCAGCCCGAGGCUGUUCCAGAUAAUGAAAGUGACUUUGAAGGACCGGAAUUCAAAUCCAAACUCAGGACCAGACGCAUGGCGCAAAAAGUAGAGAGUGAUAUUGAGAAGGCUCAUUGUACAUCAUGCCAUAAGCAAGUCAACCAUUUAGACGCUCGGACCUUCAAACCACAUCCCAUACUCAAAGUCAUUCUGUGCAGGAGAUGCUUCGACUACUACAAGAGUGGUACAUUCAGUCAAGAUGAUGAAGGGAUUGAUGAACAGUGUCGUUGGUGUGCCGAGGGUGGUAGUCUCAUAUGCUGUGAUUUCUGCACUAACGCCUUCUGCAAGAAAUGCAUCAAGCACAACCUUGGACGAAGUUUCCUCUCAGCCUUGAUGAGCAGUGAAGACACCAAGUGGCGCUGCUUUGCCUGCGACCACAAACCCCUCCAGGAGCUACGCAUGAAGUGUAAAAGUGCUCUUGAGGGCUUGAAUAAGAUGGCAGAACAGAAACCGUCCAAAUCACGCAGACGUCAAACGGGCGACGGCAGAGAGGCUGAUGAGGCUGAUGACUAUUCUGGAACACUCCACCCGAGCAUUAGCAAAGUUAGCGUUAAUCUCCAGUUUAAACCCAACAAACCAACUUUGGAGAUCAGCUCUGAUGGUUUGAGGAUCUUAAGACCUAAGGAAGGAGAUCGCUGGGGACUCAAGAUGGCAUUGUGGAUUAUGCGCAGCUUGAAGCGUACUACAGCAAAGGCUGAGAAAGAGAUUAAUCUAAGACUUGCUGCUCAAUCAGAUAAGGACACUAAAAGGGGUACGGUGCAAUUAGACAUGUCCAGUAAGUGGAUGGAAAUAAAACUAGACAAAAAGGCGAAGAAGACGCACUCCCAACACAAUGGCCAAACAUCACAUGAUUCCAAACCAAAACUUAAUCAGUCUAAACCUUCAAGCAGUGAAGAGACUGUCAGAAAGCAGAAAGACACUCCUAAAAAUAGACGCUCCAACCGUAACAAUGAAACUGAUGAUCAAAGUGAAGAUGUAACUGAGAGUUUGGAGGAAUCAGCGGAGUGUGAAGAAGUAAAAAACAAAUUGGAUGAAGAAGAGAAUCCUCAAAGCGCUUCAUCAGAACAGGAAAUGGAAACUGAAGAAACAAACCAAAAUGUGGAAACACAAGAACAUGAGAAAGAUGACGAUCAACAGCUAGACAAAAGUACAGAAAUAGAAACGCCUUGCAAAAACAUUGAAGAAAAAGACGGUAAGAGUAAGAGCAAAAAAUCUGAUACAAAGGAAACUGACAGUGACAAAGCUGAAGACGAAGAAGAUCUUGGAGAUGGAGAAGCUGAUGAGGAAGAAGACAAAGAGAAAGCUGGAAAAGUUAUUGAGGAAGAGAUCGCAGAGGGAGGAGAAGUUGAGUCAGAGGUAGAUAAGGAAGAUCGCAGUGAUCAAGACAUUGAAUGCGAAAAAGCCCUCAUGGAAGAAAUUGAUGGUUUAGGUUCAGAUCAAUCAGGAGAAGAUGAGAUGUCCACUCCAAAGAAAGAGACUACAAUAAAUUCCCCAUUCAAAAUUACUCCUUUGCGGAUCAAAAUUGAAAAAAUUUCUAUUCCGAAGAUAGCAAAAAGCAAGGAAGACAAAUCCAAGUCUCCACGGCGGCAAAAGACCACACCUAAGAGUCCCAGGAACGUUUCUCAGAAGCAUUCGUCCGAUUCCUCAGAUCUUGAUCAAGGGAUUGCAUCAGAUCCUGAACAGGAUGAAAAGAAAGAGGAGUCUUCAAAAACAAAGGUUUCCAAGGAAUUGUUUGAAAACAAAGAGGAUGUGGAUGAAAACAAAGAGGAUGAGGAUGAAAACAAAGAGGAUGAGGAUAAGGAAGGGAGUUCAGAUUUAACACAAUCUUCAGAUGAUGAUGAUUCUUCUUCAUCAAAGGGCUCCGAUUGGAAGGCCCCACCAAGACGAUCUGCAAGAAGGCAAAAGGAAGAAGGCGAAGAGGACAAAGUCAAGGACAAGAAGAAGAAGAAAAAAAGCAAAAAAGAGAAAAAGAAAAACAGAAAAAAUCCAGAUGAAGAAUCAAGUUCUGAAGUGGACUUUCCCAAGACUCCAGAUCUGAAAAAGAAGGGCGAGAGAAAGGGACCUGGACUAGACUCCAGCAACCCAGAGGACGAUGAUUCUGAUGAGGUUGAGCGUCUUAUCACUCCAAGAAAAUCAAAGCAAACACCUAAAGGAUCCAAAAGAUUGAAGGUUAUGCGAAAGUCGGCAUCUAAGUCUGCAGGGAAAUCCAAGGCAAAGGUUCGAGAUUCAGAUUCCUCUAAUUUUGAUUCUGAUCUAGAGAGGCAGAUAAAGACACUUUCAAAGGCUCCAGCCGGGAAGAAAAAAACAAAGGAUGACGACAACGAGGAGCAAGAAUCAACUCCUGAAGAUUCCGAUUCGCUGAAAGAUUCUGACAAUGUAGAAUCUAAGAAACCAAAAGAAAAAGCAACAUCAAAAAAGAGCAAGUCCGCCAAGUCAAAGAAGGUCUCUGACUCUGACUCUAAUUCAGACGCUGAGGAGGAGGAUUCAGAGAAAGAUGGCGACCAAUCAGGAGAUGACGUCCAACUUUUGGAGAAUAUCUCCGAUAGUGACUUGGGCCAUCUUGAAGACGGAGGGCAUGAGGGAGGAGAGGAUAUUGACAGUGACUUGGAGAAUAAGCUUGCUGAGAAGCAACUGAUGGAAGAAAUAGAAGCAGAACUCAACAAAGGAGAUAGUGAAGAAGAUGAAGAUGAUGAAGGAACCUCGGAGGAUUCUGAGAAACCAAAAGGAAAACGUAAGAAGAAGACUCAAGAUAAAGACAGUGGUGAUGAGUUUGAUGCGGAAUCAGAGGAGGAAGAUGAGAGCGAGAGUGACAGUGGUGAAGAAGAAAGCUCAUCAGAUGAGAAAUCAUCAAAGAAGAAGAAGCAUGGAAGGCGUCACCAUCUCAUGAGAGUCAAACUGGGAGAGAGCAGCAGUGAAGGCAGUGAUGAAGACGCUAGUGGCUCAGACUCCAGAAAGAAAAAAAUGAAGAAACGAAAACGAGGGCGGGCCAAUCCAAGUUCUGAAAACGACUCGGAUCAGGGUAGACCAAAGAAAGGGGGAAAGAGAGGGCGUGCACGGAAGAGGUCUUCUUCAAACAGCGAUGAAGACUCAAAUGAUUUCCAAAAGGAGCGUAGUUAUAAUCGUGGAAAGGGGAAGAAGAGACGACGAAUCAAGGUGGCGACUGAUUCUGAAACGGAUGAUCAAAAAGUCAAGGGAUCUGGCGAUGAAUCUGAUGCUGAGAAGGAUACCCCAAGCAAACAUGGUCGAAAGAAGAUUCGUAGAGUGAUCUCUAAGGGUAAGCUACAGGAGGAGACUGUGAGGGCAGCAAAGGAGGAGAAAGAACGACGUAAACGCAUCGCUGAUAAACGCAAAAUGGUGACCAAGAUAUCUGAGCAGGCCGCUGAGGAGAUGGGUACAGUCGAUGAAGUUAUCUUGGAGCACAACUCAGAGACAAAGAAACCUACACUGGCAGUAGAGAAGUCUCUUGCCAAGCAACUCAAACCACAUCAGGUUGAAGGGGUACAGUUUAUGUGGGAUUGUACGUAUGAGUCCUUGGAGAAGGCUGAUGAGAAAGGCUCUGGGUGUAUCCUUGCUCAUUGCAUGGGACUCGGGAAAACUCUACAGGUGAUCACGUAUUUACACACCAUUAUGAAUAACCCCAAGAUUAACGCCAAGAGUUGCCUGGUAGUGGCACCACUCAAUACCGUCCUCAACUGGGUUUCUGAGUUCGAGAAAUGGCUUGGAGAAGAUAGUGACAUUGAGGUAUUUGAAAUCACAGUCUUCAAGUCAAACUGGCAGCGAGCGGACGCACUUAAACACUGGCAUGACUACGGUGGUGUGAUGGUCAUGGGUUAUACAAUGUAUAGACAACUUGCUCUUCAUAAGUUUUGCAAGAAUAAGAAACAGCGAAACAUUUUUACGAAGACUCUUGCUGAUCCGGGUCCUGACAUUGUGGUUUGUGACGAGGGUCACAUGUUGAAGAACGAUACCACUGCAAUCUCUAAAGCCCUGAACGCCAUCAAGACGCUCAGACGUAUCUGCCUGACUGGAACACCUCUCCAGAAUAACCUGAUUGAGUAUCAUUGCAUGGUUGACUUUGUUAAACCAAACCUUCUUGGUACGAGGAAGGAGUUCUUGAAUCGAUUCGUUAAUCCCAUCACCAAUGGUCAGUGUGCCGACUCAACACAGAGAGAUGUCAAGAUCAUGAAAAGAAGAGCUCACGUACUGCAUGACCUGUUGAAUGGCUGUGUACAGAGAAAGGACUACAGUGCCCUCACCAAAUUCCUGCCCCCGAAGUAUGAGUACGUUGUCUCAGUACGUCUGUCUCCUGUCCAGAUAAAGAUGUAUGAGUUGUAUUUGCAAUCCCAGUCUCGUAAUGACAGUGGUGAAUUGAUGGAGGGAUCAGCUAAAGGUUCUGGCUGUGGUUUGUUUGCCGAUUAUCAGCAACUCAUGAGGAUAUGGACUCAUCCUCAUGUAUUGAAACUCAACGAGAUCAGACAGGAGAAAAUUCAAGCUCGCAACUACAUGUCAGACUUUGUGACGUCGGCCUCGGAGGAUGAGAUGUCUGACAGUAAUGACAGCAUCCAGCAGUUUGUAGUAGAAGGAAGCGAUGUAGAAGAGAUUGUGAUUGAUUCAGAUGAACCAACAACAUCAUGUGGUACAACACGUAGAACUAGAGGCAUGGUACAACAGGCUGUCAAGGAGGAGAAAGAUGCUGCUGGGGAAACCUCGGAGAAGAAGAAGAAAUCAGGAAAAGAUUCUGGAGAUUCGGACAGCAGUAUGGAAAUCAUUAAGACUUGGAAGACAAGAAGCAGAUGUCUGGAUCCUAAUGGUGAGAAUGUGACGAGAUCUCCGUCCCCAGUCCAGACGGCUAAACCCAAAUGGUACGAUGAGUUUAUUCAAGAGGGUGAUGAAACCAAGAUAGAGCUGAGUGGCAAGCUAGUGCUUCUCUUUGAAGUCCUCAAACAUGCUGAGAGUAUCGGAGAAAAAGUACUUGUGUUUAGCCAGAGUCUACUGUCCCUGGAUCUAAUUGAAGACAUGCUGCAGAGUUUGGAAGACAGGGCUCAGCAAGAACGAGAAGAAGGCAGUCAAGAUUUAGACAAACAAAUUGGAGGAAUUGGAUCCUGGGUCAAAGGUGAAGAUUAUUUCCGCAUGGAUGGUUCUACUUCGGCAGCAUUCCGCAAGACAUGGGCUGAGACAUUUAACAAAGUCAAGAAUUACAGGGCCAGACUGUUUCUAAUCUCUACUAAGGCUGGUUCUCUUGGUACCAAUUUAAUCGGAGCCAAUCGUGUCAUCAUAUUCGAUGCGUCCUGGAAUCCUAGUCACGAUAUUCAGUCCAUUUUCAGAGUGUAUCGUUUUGGCCAAACGAGGGCGGUUUACAUCUACAGAUUCGUUGCACAGGGGUCAAUGGAAGAGAAGAUCUAUGAGCGACAGGUAACUAAACAGUCUCUGUCUUGCCGUGUGGUGGAUGAGCAUCAGAUUGAACGGCAUUUCACUGCCGCUGACCUCUCUGACCUUUACACUUUCACCCCUGAUCGGCUUGAUGACCCCAACAAGCCAGAACGAGAAACACCUGUGCUACCCAAGGACUAUGUCCUUGCUGAGUUACUCAAACACAGCGGUAACUGGAUCGUUAAAUACCAUGAGCAUGACUCACUCCUAGAGAAUAUUGAGUCAGAAGAACUCAACGAAGAGGAACGUAAGAAUGCAUGGAAGGAAUAUGAAGAUGAGAAGGAGGGUAGGAUGCGUAUGGCUCUGGAUCCACGUCUCCUUCUUAAUCAAGGCAUUAAUCAACAGGAACUGGCUAAAUUACAGCAAAUGUGGUAUUCUGGGAUGAAUCCGGGACUUUAUGGGGCAGAUGGUCAGAAUGCGAUGCAGGGGUUACUAAGCAACCAACAGCAACAGCAGUAUUCACUACCAGUCAUCAACAUGAUGGGUGGUGCUGGAGCGGAUAGUGGUACGAUGAUGCAACGUCUAGCACUACAAGCUGCAUCAUCAUCAGGCAACUACCAACAAAUUCAACAGCAGCUCAUGUAUCACAGUCGCAUGCAACAAAUGCAGCAGCAGAUACAGCAGCAGCAGCAACGGCAACAGCUACAACGGCAACAGCAGCAGCAACAGCAGCAGCAGAUUACAAGCAGGAGCUUAUCAGAGAUGAUUGCACAGAGUCUACGGGGCUCAAGACCCGCAGCUCAGCAACAUGCUGCCAUCAUCAGCAAACCAAAUGAUCUGAGUGUCAAGAACAUCUUUAAGACUACCGUGGGACCUGAAGGCGUUAAGAUUGUCAAGUCAGACAACACUAAGGGUGAACAGAAAGGAUCAAGCGGAGCUUGGGGUGGUGUAGGAAAGGGAACAGAUAAACCCGGUCCAUCCAGCUAGUGGGACUUUAAUCAUAGAGUUAAAUAUAAGAACUAGAGGGCGCACUGGCCUAUAUACGCGCCCCGGUAUGCGAGCAGGCGGCCAUUUUCUAAGUUGACA
Asterias rubens (European starfish) is the source of this 7254-nucleotide messenger RNA. RefSeq names its product transcriptional regulator ATRX homolog. The transcript is spliced from 28 exons. The coding region runs from base 463 to 7155 and encodes 2230 amino acids. NCBI's taxonomy places the organism in Eukaryota, Metazoa, Echinodermata, Asteroidea, Forcipulatida, Asteriidae. Gene Ontology annotation, cellular component: nucleus. The record is from RefSeq and is a predicted model, not a curated record. Gene Ontology annotation, molecular function: ATP hydrolysis activity; ATP binding; ATP-dependent chromatin remodeler activity.